GAUUUUUUUAAAUAAAACGUUUUUUGGAUUGUCGUUUCAUAUUGUAGUUUUAUUUUAAAUAAUUUUAAGUUUUUUCUCUCUCCGGUCUCUUUUGUCGCUUAUGUUGGCCAAACUGCUCGCCAUGAAAUCGGGAAGGCGGAGCUUCGGCCAGCUCCUUUCUCUUGCGAUCUCUCUUCUCACGGACGUUCUCCCGUCUCUUUGGUUUUUUAAUUUUAAAAUCCGGAACGUUUCUCUCUACCACACGACAUGAGGAUCUACAAGGAUAUUUUCACCGGUGAUGAGAUGUUCUCCGACACCUACAAAAUGAAACUUGUUGAUGAUGUCAUGUACGAAGUUUAUGGAAAAUUAGUAACCAGAAAGCAGGGAGAUGUAAGCAUCGACGGUUUCAACCCUUCUGCAGAAGAAGCCGACGAGGGCACGGACGAGGCAGUGGAAUCUGGAGUCGAUGUCGUACUCAACCACAGGCUAUGUGAGACUUAUGCAUUCAACGACAAGAAAUCGUACACCGCCUACCUCAAGGACUACAUGAAGAAAUUAGUCGCCAACCUCGAGGAGAACAACCCCGACCAGGUUGACACUUUCAAAACGAAUAUGAACAAAGUCAUGAAGGAACUCCUCGGAAGGUUCAAGGACCUUCAGUUCUUUACAGGAGAAUCUAUGGAGGUCGAGGGAAUGAUUGCUCUUUUGGAAUACAGAGAUAUCAACAACGAGAGCGUCCCUGUCCUCAUGUUCUUCAAACAUGGACUAUUGGAAGAAAAGUUUUAAAUUUCUCUUAAAUAAAUAAGAAAAGCAAAAACAACCAAUAACAACCAAUAACACUAUGGAGAUUGUGGGUAUCGACAACAUCACGACGGGAGUUGAAUUCUUCCCCCACUGCGGAAACUUAAAAUAUCCUAUGCAAUUUUGAAAUAAAACACAAACUCCAUAUUUGAAAUUAUUUAUUACUGAUACUUCCAAAAUUAAAAAAAAGUUUUUUAAGCUUAUUUAAAAAAAUAUAUAUAUAUUUUAUCAUUGUAAUGCAAUUGUUCAAAUCAGGUAUGCUGGGAUUUUUCAGUAGUCCUUGUCAUUCAUAAAGGGAAAAACCGAUGCCAACACCAUUGGGAAGAAGACAAAAAUUAAAUAAAUUAUUGAGAAAUUUAUUACAAAGAUAACAAACUAGUGCUUUUCUCACCUUGGUCCUCCUGUUUUUUUUUUAUUUCCUUGUUAUUUAUUUACAACAAAUUAUUAUUAAUUUGGAUCUUAAUAUUAACAGAUAUAUCGCAACAGAGAUAAAUAUAUUUGUCAAUAUAUUUUUUUGGUAUAAU
This is a messenger RNA of Cimex lectularius (bed bug), 1304 nucleotides long. RefSeq names its product translationally-controlled tumor protein homolog. Lineage: Eukaryota; Metazoa; Arthropoda; Insecta; Hemiptera; Cimicidae. Bases 247 to 765 code for a protein of 172 amino acids. The record is from RefSeq and is a predicted model, not a curated record. Gene Ontology annotation, molecular function: calcium ion binding. Gene Ontology annotation, cellular component: cytoplasm. The transcript has 5 exons.